AUGCUCCCGCACGACAUCUGCUCCAAACUCCAAAACGCCUUCCGCGCACGACACGCCCGCGUCUCGCUCCCACACAACACCCAAACCCUCGGCAUCCUCUCCAUUCUCCUGCGCUCCGGGUUCGUCUCCUCUCUCACCCGGGGCACGAUCGCGGGGCCUUCCCCCGACGAGUUCACCACUGCCAAGCCCUCAGAACAACGUAUAUGGGCAAUGCUUAAGUACAGGGACGACCAGCCUGUCUUGCAGACAAUGGAGCUCAUUAGUCGGCCGAGUAGGAGGGUGUUCAUGGAGCUGUCGGAUAUCCGGCUGAUUUGCUCAGGGAGACGGAGUGGGCAGGUGAAGCCGCUGGGUAUGGGUGAAGUCGCGAUGGUGAGGACGAAGGAUAAGGAACAUGAGUGGUUGGAGGCGAGGGAGGCGCUGUUGUUGAAGAUUCCUGGGGAGGCGGUUUGUAGGGCACGGUAG
Molecule: messenger RNA, 462 nt
Organism: Cyclocybe aegerita
Lineage: Eukaryota; Fungi; Basidiomycota; Agaricomycetes; Agaricales; Hemipholiotaceae
Source: the annotation of a GenBank genome assembly